CGGCUCUAACGGUGAGAGCAGCCCGGUAACGUUACAUCCCGCAGACUUGAGCCGCUGGGUUAAAGACAGAGAGUGGUGUAUCGCAGUUAGAGAAUCGUUGAGAACAUUAAGUCCCCGGUCCGCCAUGUUCAGGAAUUAGUUGAUGUGUGUGUCCAGUGUAAUGGUGGCGCUGUCCAUCUCCCGCCUUUAAACAUCCCUGACCCGGAACCGCGCCAUGUGACUUCAGCACUAUGGAGUCUCUGGUGACGCGUAUUCGCACGGAAAUAUGGCAUAGCUAGCGCUAAACCUCUUCAACUGUGUGCUGCAGCUUAUUCACACGGAGAGCUGUAAACCGUAGCGGGCAGGAAGCGUGUUCAGCCGGGGAAAGGGUCAGAGUCGCGGGUUGAGCGGUAACACGGCCCGGGGCUCAGUGCUGGCUGGGGACGGGCGCUAGCUAACGUUAGCUUCUCCACGCAUCAUCAGUGCUAUAAAGAUGGAGUCUUCAGAGCAGUCUCCUCCAGAUUCAGGAGCUCAGGAAGUGAACCCUGUGUUCCUUCAGCAGCUGAGAGAGCUAGAUAUUCCAGAGGAAGCUGCCAAACAGGCACUCCUACACACUAGGAAUGUGUCUGCUGAGGAGGCGGCCAUGUAUUACUUCAACAAACUGGAGAACGAGGAAGAAGGAGAUGAGGACAUGAUGUUCAAGAUGGUUUUUGUUGUGAACAUGGAGCUGUCCAUGGGAGUUGGGAAGGUGGCGGCACAGGUGGGCCAUGCAGCUGUGGGUCUGUACCAGGCCAUGCAGGAGAAGAACACCUGGAGGGAGAUGGCAUGGAAGUGGGAUCAUGCAGGGGCUAAGAAGAUUGUGCUACAGGGCACCAACAUGGCACACCUCUUGGAGUUGCAGGCUCUUGCUAUGAGUCUAAGUCUCCCUACCAAACUGAUACAAGAUGCUGGUCUCACUCAGGUGGAGCCAGGCUCUAGCACUGUGCUGGCCAUUAUGGGAGAGGAGGAGAUGGUCAAUAAUGUCACAGGCAGUCUGAAAUUGCUUUGAACGCUGAGGGAAGGAAAGACAACUGUGGAAAUCUGAGUACAUAAUGUACCAGUGAGUGUCCACAGGGGGGCAGCAUAGCCCCAGAGCAGCGAGGUUCUCAACAUGUUAAAAAACAAUCCCACAUAAAAUCCCAUAGCAUUCACAUACUCCUACUGACUUGCACUGACUCUCACUUACACACACACACACACACACACACACACACACACACACACACACACACACACACACACACACACACACACACACACAGACAGAAUAACAAUAACAUCAGUUUGGGUGGGAGGAGGGCUGCACAAGUGGAGGGUUGCCUGGGUGUGUCAUUCCAGGCUGAUUUAACGUUUACAAUGUAUUCGCAUUCACGUUACGUUACGAAAGGAUCUCUGUUUCCGUAGAAAAGGGAAAAUGUGUGAAGACCAACAAUGAACAUAUCAGUAUGUGAUUAAAUGGGUAGGUGAUACCCAUCAUACCCUCUUACAUAAAUAUUUAGCACUUAAUUAAGUUAGAACCUAGUGUUUUGGUGAUUGUUGAACCAAAGUAGUCCUUGUAAAACAGUCAAAUGAAAUGUAACACUACAUAUUAAUGCAUCCUCUCUAGAUGUACGAACUCCUGAAAUAUCUCUGUAGAAAGUUUACUGCUUAUCAGUAAAGGGGCUUCCUUUGCUACGAAUUGUGAUGUAUAAAUCUAUGUAUGUAUAUAACUUUUAUGUAACUUAAAUGUAAUGAUGUGAUGCCCCCCUUGCAAACAUUGUUAUGUAGAAAUAACAGGAAUGCGUGUCGAUAUGGAAAAAAGCUGAAUCUCAAAGCCAUAUUGUGGAGUGCCAUUGUUAAUGUUUUCUGUCACUUUUUGACUGUUGUUUAAGUUCUUUUAUUCUGCAUCUACUUAUUGUUACUAAGGAGGUUCAUCAUUUGCAAUAAUACUGACAUGCUAUUUGUCUUUUUUUUCUCGGUUACAAUAAAACAAUGUUUCAGUGUUCAGAA
Messenger RNA from Astyanax mexicanus (Mexican tetra), 2007 nucleotides. Its product is annotated as UBA_like_SF and PTH2 domain-containing protein. The transcript has 7 exons. Gene Ontology annotation, cellular component: mitochondrion; cytosol. Gene Ontology annotation, molecular function: protein binding; peptidyl-tRNA hydrolase activity. Lineage: Eukaryota; Metazoa; Chordata; Actinopteri; Characiformes; Acestrorhamphidae. The coding region runs from base 473 to 1027 and encodes 184 amino acids. The record is from RefSeq and is a predicted model, not a curated record.